AUGGAAAAUCAGAAUGGAGGGCCACAGAAAAAGUUGCAGCCAUUCCUACGCAAAGGCCAAGGAUUAGCACGAUUCAAUAAGGUGAGUUCGGAUUUUUUUUUUCUCAUGAACGUGAAAUCAAAUUAAAGAUUUCUUACCCUGUUCGAAGAUCUGAUAAUUCUACGACAUCGGGGUCGGUAAAUCGCCAUUCUUCAGGUUUUUUUGCUUUUUUUUUUAAUUUUCCAAUUAAAUUUUUCUCAGAAGGCUCAGAAAAUCAUCAGGAAGUGACGGCUUUCUUCAGAGAAAAUGUAGUUUUCAAAAUUUUGGAAAGAAGAGGUUCUUAUAUAAAAUUUAGGAGCGUCCUUCUUCACAUCCUCUCUCUGCAAGGACAGUGGAUAGCGGGAUUUCUCAUGAAGGUUCCAAGAAAUUUCCUUUUUUAGGAAUAAAUGUAUUUUCAGGUCCUUCGCCUUUUGACGAGGAAGAUAUCGUGACAAGACCGCCCACAGUAACCUCGAUUAUAGACGCGGAGAGUUUUUCCGCGCGUAGGAAUUCAGUGGAAAAUCCUCAAUCCAGAGCUCAAUCCAGGGCUGCUCCUCGUGUAGAAGGUAGUUUUCGGUUGAGAACAUUUCUAAAUCGAAGAAAAAUUUAAGAAAUAAGGAACUUUUUCCACUAAAAAAAAUGUAGAAAAAUGUGUACUUUUUAAGAAUCAAUUGAUUACUUUGCACCUGGUCAAGAAUUCGUCAACGAUAUUUCCGUGUCGCGGCGACCUUCGGAAAGUACUUCUUCUUCGGUUUCGACGGAAGGUCGAGAAAAACAUUUGUACGUCCAGAAGGCCCAAAAAGACGCCGAACUCAUCGAUAAAGUUAGUAUUUCCAUCACCAAAAAAAAAAAUUGAAACUGGAAAUAUUUGAGAUGAGAUCCGUGAACGGCAGCCAGUACACGGCGAGUUCCGGGCUGUCGACUCCCAUCGGGGCAAGUACGCCAAAGGAAUCUGCACACAUCUACGACACUCCGGCAAUCAGGAGAGAGGUCGGUUUAUCGCAGCUUCAUUCUGAUUUUUUGAAAAUUUCUCUCAAACCGGUCGAAAAUUUUCUUUUUUUCUUUUCUCUAACAAAAUCAUGAGAUGAUCAAUAAUUUAUUGCUCUACGGAUAUAAGUCAAUUUUUUCCGUGCUGUCUAAUUUGUUCAGAAUUUUCCUACUUGUCUUUUCAAGCUUCUAAGAAAUCAAUUUCUUGAUCGAAUAUUGAAAAAUUCCUUGUUAUCUUGCUUUUUUCCACGAAUUUCUCACACCUAAGGGUUAGGUUCGACUAAAAUUCUGAAAAAGAGUUCAAGAAAAUUUUUAUGAAGCACUUUGAACACUUGAUAGUGAGAAGUUGAGACAAUUUCCAAAUUUAAAAAAAAAAAUUGUCUUUUUCUAGCGUUUCACGCAGCCAAGCGUUUUCGAAACGGAUGGAACUCCAUCCACCAGCGGCGGAAGAGGUAGAAUCUGAAAAACGAAAUAUUUACAACUGUUGAAAAUUUUUUUCAAGUGGCGGCAAAUGACGGAGAAGCCCAAACAAGCGCUGGAUUGUUCGAAAAUCGUCGCUUUUUUUCCUCACGUUGUUGGUUUUCCUUUUUUUCAAUUUUUUUGUUCAGAAUUGAUUCUGAAAACUGAAAUUUUUCUGAAUAUCCAUAAAAAAAAAUAUUCUCAGCGUUUUUUUCACGACUUUCAAUGCAAUUUUUUUCCCUCAUUUUUUUCUCACAAUUCUUGAAAAAAAUGUUGGUUUUUUUCUCGAGUAUCCAGCACAUAAAUCAGCAAAUUCUGGGUUUCUUUUUGACUGAAAAUCGUUUUUUUAUUUGAUUUAUUUUUGGGAUACAGUUUACAAUACUAUUUUUUUCAGAAAAAAGCGUCAAAAUCACGAUUUUCAUUGUUAGUGUAGAAUUAUGAUCGAAACAACCUACUAUUCAACUAAAUAAUAACUUUAAAGAGACCUCGGUCAUUUCCUUCUGCUUCGGAAAUCCCUACAAAUGCCGGAAACGCGAAUAGAAUCCCACUGAGCGGAGUUCAAUUGAACGGCCGAAAACCUCAAGAUUUCGUCUUGGAGACUCCCGUUGAACCGGCGAAAGACAGAUUCGUGGGUUUUGCAAUGAUCCUUUCUAUAUAAAAUAAUGUUUAUUCCAUGAUUUUCCUCCAAUUUAACUUUCAAGGCCAAGAAGAAGACGCGUUUUUACGCCCCUGAAGUCGUGAAUCUGAUGACCCAACUUCGGAACAGCAUCGCUCAUUUGGAUUAUGCUGAUGAUCAACUACGGCGAACUGCUAAAAAGGUUCAGGAUGAAAAUUAUGUUGAAUAUAAGUCCCAAAAAAAUUAUUUUUUUUAAUUAUUGAAAGUUUAGAAUUGAUCAAAAUUUUCAAACAAUCUUUUUCCUUGUUUUUCAUCCGGACCGAAAUCUCACAGUGGAGUUUGGAACAUAUUAUCUGAAAUUACCGCUCUUAUCGAUUUUUUCAAUCUCUCUGGGGUUCUAGAUGCGCGACGAGUACGAGGAACGACUUGUUCGGCUCGAAGAGAAGGAGGAGGAAUUAAAGGCGCAUUGGGAGCAGAAGAAAAAUGGUCUCGAGGCCGAAUGGAAGGAGAAAUUGGACGGUUGGCUGGAGGAGAAACGGCUCGACGAGGAAAGAAACGUCCGGGAUCGUCGACAAUUGGAAAGCGACCGAAGACUUUUGACCAAAAAUGAGAGCGAACGCGUCAAAAUCCUCACCAAGGAGGUCUCAUUUGAACUUUUCGGACUUUUCAUCAUAAAUUUCAUUAUUUUAGGUGGCUGAUAGUAGGAAGAAUGUUCACGAUAAAGAGACGAAAAUGGCGAAAAUGAGGGUGGAAAAGAGGGCGGUCGACGAAAAACUGAAAGAAAGCGCCAAGGCCUUGGAAAACUCCCAGAAGGACUGCGAACGUCUCAAACGCGUCAAUGCUACCUUGGAGGUUCGUUUUAUAAUUUGAUCUUAUUUUAGUGAGUUUUCUUGUGAAAAGCUCCUUUUGUCCGAAGAUUAUUAUAGGCGGUUUGACUGAAAACAUUUUGGCAUAUUUAUUUUGAGAUAAAGAAUUUUGUGCAUUAAUAAAUCAUAAUAAAGAGCUUUUUGGAAGCUUCCAUUCGAGAAAUUUCUGAUUUAGAGAGCAAAUUUAAGGAUUCAAAAAGUUUGAAGUUUAUUUUUUUCAAUCUGCAUUCUGGAAAGUGAAUCGAUUUUUUUAAAAUCUUUUUUUCCAUAAAUCCUAUUUUUUUCUAAAUUUAUCUUGCUUUUUUAGUUUGAAACUUGAAGUUCGUUCAACUGGAAAAUAAAACUGAGAAACUUUUUGCUCAGUCAUUUUUUUGAUUACUGUAGAAAUAACCUCUUCUUAGUUAUAAUUUGUCAGGUUUUAGCUGAUUCGCUCGCGGUGGACACUUUCAAAGUUUAUAAAAACCUUUUACAAUAACAAAAAAAGGAAUAAGACUUUUUCGCAGAAGAACCUUCGGCAAACACGUCAGGAAGUUGAUCGUUUGAACCGCGAAGGCGUCGCCGAGGCCAAAGUCCUGGCCAACCAUUCUCGACGUCUCAGUUCGAAUCUCAGUGGUCCGAGAGAGGUUUUUAUUUCUUUUUUUCAAGCCAUUAGAAGCAUAACAAUGUUUCUCUGUGAUCUGAAAUCAAUUGCCUUUUCCAGAAUCCUGUCGAUUCGGCUCGCGAGAAACGGCUUUCCGAAGAGAGACGAAGCGAAAAUUAUCGGAAAAGUCGAUCGAGAUCCGUGACGUGGGACGACGUGCACGACGCCACGGAAUCUUUCGAUACCCAAGAUUCUGAUCCCAUGGUAGGAAUUAGGGCCUUGUUUUCGUGUUCAAUGAAUUUUCGGGGGUUUGAACUUUUCUUAGUGUAAAAUGAACUCGCCAAAUUGGAAUUUCGAGAACCGUUAGAAAAUUGGUUCCUAGAACGAUAUUUUAAUUUUUUUUACGGGUAAAAAUGCCCAAAUAACUCAAAACUUUAAAGUUCGUGCAAAAAAGUCAUCUUGUUUUAAAACCUUUUUUUUAAGUCUCUCAAAAUGCUAUUUUGCGUAUUUUGCGAAAUCAUAUAACACGAAAAACGCGUCAAUUUUUUUAAAUUAUCGCAAUUGCUUUGAAAGACUUGAGAAUUUAAAUGGAAAAAGACUUGAGAAAAAAAAUUUAUUUUUGAGUGUGGAUCUUUCAGAAAAAAAUUGAUUGGAAAAAAACUCAAACUUUUUCCAUUUUUUUCGCGAGUUUUUUUCAAUUAUCAUGUGUUGGUAAAAGUUUCUCUACAUCUUAAAUUUCAAGGGAACUUGUUUAAUUAAAGUUUUUUUCUUAUCAAAAAAAGAAAAAGUAAUUUUUCAUGGCUUUUUAUCAUUUUUUUCCUGUUUUUAAAAAGAUAAAAAAAUUUUUCAGAACGUUGUGGCGGCGGGUGUCGGACCAUUCGGAAGAUAUCAUCUCCUCCGAAACUUGCGAGGUUCGUUUUACUGUUUCAGAAGUUAUUCUUGAUCUUCGAUUUUUCUUUUCAAUUGUUUCAUUACUUGCUGUAACUUCAUCGGGUAUUCCGGAAAAGUCGGUCGAUUUGAAGGAAUUUGUAGGAUGACUAUUUUUUUGGGAUUAUUAAAAGUGAAAUUUUUUUCGGUUGUUUAGGCGGUUAAGGAGAAAAAUAUUUCUGUACUCUUUGAACAUUUUCAAGUCAAAUUUUUUUAAAAUAAUUAACAAAAGCUCCCUUUUUUUCUCUAUUUUUUUAAAUUUAAUUAAAAAGGACUCUCAAAUUUUAUUGAAAAAUUUUUUUGAAGAUAACAUAUUUCAGGCUAAAUAAAGCAAAAAAUUCGCUCACAAAAAAACAUAUUCUCAAAAAUAAUCUACUGUUUUUGAACUAUACGCAUUCGGAACAAGCCAAAGAUUUCGAAUUUGAAAAAAAUCGAGGUUUUUUUAAAAUAGUCACCUAAAAAUGCUCGGAACCGACUUUUUCCAUGAGGCUUUUUAUCAGUUUCUCUCGUAUUAAUUUUUUUAUUAUGAAAAAAAGAAAAAAACAAGUUUCUAUACAAGGUGAAACUACGAAACACACGACAACGAUCGAUGGGGACCUCUUUGAGUACGAUAACGGCGAUCAGAGGUGGAUAAACCAUCAAAGAACUUUCCAGGUUCACAAUUUUUCUCUUUUCAACUCUCAAGUUUUUCCAUUCUCCAGAUUUAUAACUACUCUGUGGAUGGGAUGAUUUCCUGGAAGAUUCUGCCUAUCAACAAGAUUAUAUCUGUUUCUCAGAACGGAGAGGUGAGCAAAUUCCUAAAACCCUCUUGAAGAGAUAAGUUUUUUUUUUGGAUGAAACGUUUUAGUAGGUGUUUUUGAAGGGAAUCUUCAACGUGGAGUUUUUAAAAAAUGAAUAAUUUUAUUAAAAACUUAAUUUUUCUUUUUUUUUUUCGCGUCUGGUAAUAGAUCCGAAUUCGAGCUGAAUCAAAAGAAGAAAGUGAAAGUUUUUUUGUUUUUUUGGUCAAGGGUUAUAAAGGUUUUUUUAUCAUUUGAAAGAUUUUUGUCUCUUUAACUGAAACGUUAAAAUUCAGAUUUUUUUGUAUAAAAAAAUAAUUUUUCGUUUCUCUUUAAUCAACUUUUUAGUUGUAAUUCGUGAACUUAGAAAAAAAACUUUUUUUGAUUUUUCAGAUGCAAAUUUGGCGUCCCGACGGCAGUAUGAGCGUCGUUUAUGGAAGACAUAAAGUUCGAAUGGAAUUGGCGUUGGAUUCGAGAAAUUCCUAUUUUCCUUCUGAAACGUAUGAUUUUACUGUUUUACAUCAAAUCGCAAAACUAAUCUCCUAAAUCUUGAAAUUCUGAUUUAUUUGUCCGCCUUCAUUUCUCUUGCCAAUACUCUCAUAUUUUCGCGCUAUUUCCAUGUCUCUGUUAUCUCACCGAUGAUAGAGAAGAGCGCGCAGAUAGGUCGGAAUUUCAAGCCGUGGCGGAUGUGUGGCAAUUAUUUUUUUAAUUUUAUUUUCAGAUUUGACUGUUUCGGCUUCGUUUCAAGACGUGGUAUUCAUGGAGUUCAGAAGUCUAAGUAAGCUUUUUUUCAGAAAAAAAAAAUGCUUCAGCUUUAUUUUUAGGUACAGUAUCCCGAAUCGCUACAGUGUUUGCGAUGGAGGCCGCCGUUACGUCGAUGUGAAGCAAUUUGAUGAUUUUGAAUUUGUCGAGCCGGAGUUCAGGGUAAACAUUGAUUUUUCGAAUAGUUUUCAGUUUGUUUUUUCAGUUACGUUGGGUCUGUGGCGAAGCGAUCGUUUGUAAGAUUUUUGUUCCCAAUGGGAACACCUUGAAGGUGAGUUGAAGAAAAAGUUUUGGCUGAAUUAUGAUCAGUUUGGACCUCCUGGAGGUGGUACUGACUUUCUUCUUCCGCCUUUAUACCGCUUGAGCGGCGUCGGCGCCCCAAGUCGAUUAGCCGAGGUCCUAUCCUGAUAAUCAGUGGACUGGCUCCAGUGACAUAUCCGUCCUUGUGUGUGACGGUUGGGAUCAUGAAGCCGUGGUUUCCCACUACCAACAUUUCUUAAACCCCUUGGUUGGGUCGGGGCGGGGAUCGAACUUGUGAUCCUGUGGACCGUAGGGAGGCACACAACCUGUUUCGCUACGGCGCGCCCGGAGGUGGUACUGACUUUAACUCAGAAAUAAUCGGGAGCAGGUGUAGGUGGACAUUUAAAAACGUCUGCCCAUGUAUGAGAGCGUUUGAAAAUGAGAGGAAGGCCUUUUUUCUCUCUAAACGCCCUCUUGUUUACCAGUUCUCUCUAGCUCUGAAGAUUCGAACGUAGACUUUUUAAUGAUCAUGAAGCUGAAUCUUGAAAGAAACAAUUUGUUCGACAUAACAUCUUUUUUGUAUUCCAAUUUACAUUUUCUAUGAGAAAUUGUGGAUUUUUAACUUUCAUUUUUUUGGCUCUAGGACGAAAUAGAAUGUUCAUUGAUUGAAUGUAAGUUUUUUUGAAAUAGUUUUGAAACCAUUUUUUUGAAUUUUUUUCGACUUUUUUUCGAGAUGAAAGUUUAUUUCUUCCGCUUGUAGGUCUAAUCAGUUCGUAGUUUUAUUCUGAUAUUUUAUUUUCGCAUCAGUUCAUGCCAUUUUAUUCGAUUAUUUUCAAUUAUAGUAAAAAAGCUUCCUUUCGAUAAUAAAUCUUCAGAUGGCCGAAAAAAAAACAAAAAGGGAAUUUUUUCAAGAUUUUCAACCUUUUCAAGCCUUUUAUUUUCCAGCUGCAAGUAGACCGGAAAGAAGUUAUCUUGGAAAGCGUCGGCUGUUCUCCAGUUGCCGGGAAAUUCGAAAAGAAACUCUGCUUCAAAUGGCCUCGAAAAUAACUGUAAAUUUAACCUUGUUCUGUAUAUUCUCUGUUUUAUCCUCCUUUUCUCAAAUAGUAUUGCCUUCUUUGAUUGUACGGAUUGCGUUCAUAUCUUUGACCUCACUUUUCUGUUUCUCACUUGCCUUCUUAAUUCGUCGUUUUUUAUAAAUUUCGUUUUAGUGGAACCAUGAGCUGGUUUGAAUUCAAUUUUCUUGCCUUUACAUGUAAAUUGAUUGUUUCUUCUGAACGCUGAUUCACCAAUAACUAAAAUCCCAUCCCUUCUAUUAACCUAUAUGGAUUCAUUGUAUCGUACACUGACCUUUUUCUUUGUGAAGUAAACUUUUUCCAAUUAAUCAGUUCAUUUUGACGUGAAAGUGACGAAUUUCGUUCUGAUCGUCGGCGUGGAAAAAACUUGAGCCAUUUCUAACAGCAAAUGUCUACUAGUGCGUCGAUCAUUUUGGGGCUUUGAUAAUUUCUUUGAAGUUCCAGGUUCAAGUUCAAGUACAGGCUCAGGUUCGGGUUCAGGUUCGGCCGAAGUCGAACCUCCGAAAGGCAGCAAGUGGGACCCGAUCAAAGUUGAUAUCGUUCCGGAAGAAAGAAGAUUUUGAGUUUUCAGCGUUUUUUCCUGAGAACAAAGAAAAGGGAAGGGAGCGACGAGGAAACUGAUCCGGACGUUUUGACGAGGUGAGGAUCGUUCAAUUCUGACUUGAAUCUUCGAAAAAGUUCGAUGAGUAUCGGUGUGAAGAACCUUGGCAAUUGAGUUCUGUAAAUCGCGAAAUUUGGAAAAGCUUCGUGGGAAAGUUGUACUAUCAUACACGGCGAGAAAAUUCAUUUAUUUUUACAAGAUUUAAUUUAAAAAUAUGAAUUUUAAUUUUUCGUAAAACACUGUGCAGCUUCAAGUACUUGAGUGUUUGCAAAAACAGUCGGGGAAAAUGAGCAUGAUUUUUCAAUGUUUUAACUAUCGGAUAGUGGUUUCAAAGGCUUAUGAGGGUUCAUUUCUAGAAGAAAAAAGAGAUCAAAAAGCGCAAAUAAACUUUUUUUUCCGUAAUGCAAAUACUGUGAAAAGGAGCUCUUAACGCUGAAAAAGUUCAAAAACGUGGAAAAAGAUUGAGGAGAAUAUUUUCUCGGUUAUAAAGUUGUUCACUUGGUUUGGCCCUGAAGGGUUUUUGUGAAGUUAUUCAUCAUCGAAAAAAAAAGUGACACCCGAAUUGUUGAGAUGGACGGCGGCGUGCCUCAACUCCAGAAGCCCCAUGUUUUCUUCACAGCCACCGAUGAACGCGGUGAGACCUAGGCUUUAUCGAUAAACUCUAGAAAAGCUCAAAUUUUGCUAUUUGAAAAAUUGAGUCAAAAAAAGUUCAGCACUUUGCUUGAAAUUGCGAUUUCCUAAUGUAAAAAGUUCGUGGAAUUUUAUGUUUUAGUGAUGCGUUUAUUCAGUCGAGUUUAAAUCCCGGUCAAGUCCUAAUGAUUGUUGUUUCGAGGCUUUCUCUCCGGCCCCGUCGCUCCUUGCCUUCGCGGCUUUCAUGUUGGCCUCCGACGAGAGAACGAUGAUGAUCAUGCGGAAUCUCUUCCAACUAUCUACCGCUGACAUCACUGGUCGGAUUGUCUUCUUUGAAAAAAGUUAUCCACGCCGUGUUGAAAAGAUUUUGCGCGAAUUUCAAAAUUAUCUCUGACUCUUCAAAAUCUUUUUCAGUCUCUGACAGUUAUUUUUAAUCUCCCGGAAUCACUUUGAGCACGACAGUUUGAGAAGUUGUCGAAUUUUUUCAAAUUUUCUUAAAUAUACUUUUGAGAAAAAACCAAGUUCAUUAGGUUUAACUUUUUACGUAGUACCUGAAUCUGUGCUCAAAAAUUGACGAUGAAGUCCAGGAAAAAAUUCAGAAAUGCUUAAUUUUGAAGCGACGACCAAACGAGUAAGUGAAAAUCGCUGAAAAAUCAUGCCUCGAAAAAAAAAAACUUUGAAAAACCCGAUUAUCGCGAUCAAGAGCCCUAUUUUACAUCCCAAAAAAAAAAAUCCAUUUGGUGAGUUUCAAUUUUGAACAUUUUAAAACUUUCUAACUGCUCGACAAUUUUUGAGAUACAAAACUCAAUGUCAAGCUGUGAGCUCUGAACAUUUACUAGAAUCUUCGUUCAUUUGAACCUUCGAAAAAAAUACCCUCAGAUUCAUUCGAAAUUUAUUUUUGGUCAAUCAUUGAGUGUAUUAAACAGAUCAUCCAGCUUGAUCUCACCUUGGAUUGAGAAACAAGUUCAGAACUGGGAGAGAAGAUGGAGAAGCUGUCGAAGUUGAAAGCCAAGAAGAACUUCCACUGCUUCGUGCGGAUCGUCGUCGACGAGGAAUCGACGACGACCGUUGGCACUGCUCUCAUGGCAACCGUCAAUAGGAUCGGCCAUCAACAGGUUUCAGACCUGCUUCUGGACCAAUUCGCGAGUCUUCUGUUGAGGUUUUCGUGUCCGCAAGGCCCUCUCGAGCCAUUCGCUUCGCCCUGAGCCUCAACUGCGCGCCGGACGUCGUUGACUUGCCCCGACCUCAUCUACUGACCACCAACGCCUUCUGCUCGGCUGGCGUCGUCGCCAGUUGGGCCGGCGAAGUCCGGCUCCUAUUUAUACUUGCAUUUUCAUUGCAUUUCCAGACUGACAAGGCAUCCAAUGCCAACUUUUCAUCGACCUACUCACUCCGAUAUCAACACGCCUUCUUCGAACUCAACACCACGGCCAUCCAUGCUAGUUUUGGCAAUUUCGAGGUUUUUCGACGUCUUCAAGAGAAGUCGAAGAAUGGUGGUUAAAGGUCUGGCAGUUGCCUCUUCUGAACAAGGCGUCUCCAAACUGUAAAAUCACCAUCUUCCGCCCGUUUUUGCUUGGAAACCUGACGGGGGAGAUGAUCUCGGACUUGACGCUUCAGAGAGUCUUCGACAGACUCGAAAAGAAGCCGGUAAUUAGAGUAUUCUUUAUUCGGAGGAACAAAUUUGUGUUCAUUUUAAAAUAUGCGAGUUAAGCCCAUUUCUUACAAGCAAAGUUUGAAGAAAAAUAUCGCAGAAAGAUUUUUUUCUUAAUGACUUUUAGGAAUUUGAGUGUUACUAUCUACAAAAAAAGAACACUUUUUUCAAUUUUUGCUUUUGAAAAAUGAGCUGUUCAGAGCAUGAAGGCCCGAGUGCUGAUGCCCAAGUUCAGCGCCCACUUCAAAAGCGACUCGUUUAACUAUCUUCUCAGCCGAGGUACCGUACUCGUCGCCGUUGAUGUUCAACAGCAAUUUUUAGGAGUAAUGCGAGACUUGGGCCAAACCGCCCAAAUUCCUUUUGUUGGAUGCGUCUGGCAAUGGACGACGGUGGCCAUCGACGAACAAGGGGUUACUUGCAAACAAUUUAAUCAGAAGGUGCUUUUCUGGUAUUCUUGAUUUUUUGAAGCUUAAAAGGGUGAUGCUGAAAAUCUGAUGCUAGAAAUCAGCGGGCGCAUGAAGAGAUUCCAGAGAAGUCGAAAGUUUUUCCUUCUUAUUUUCCGUCUUCGCUCAAAGAGAGUAAUCCCAAAGUGAAGACAGAGGAAGAGAAAGUUUUGUUUCUCUGGCAUCUCUUCUGGCAGAAGGCUAAUCUCUAGCUUUGGCUUGUUUUGGGUAGGUGUUUACCAAGGAAAAUAUUGUUUCCAUUUAGUAAUCUUCUCAUCACUUUGAUAUAUACAACUUUUUCUCUCUGUUCUUACUUUUGAAUCGAUUUUAACAUUUAUCUCAUUUUUUUUCAGUCGAUGAAAAAGGUAAUUGGAAGGAUUUCAUCGGAAGAGCUCUACUUUCACAGUCGACCUUACUCGUUACGCCUCGAUUCGCCAUUCAUGUACUUCAGAAUUUUCUCUGCGGUAAAAAUAUCGUUUCAGGUACGUCAUUUCGAUCGAUAAGAUCCCAAUGGUGGCUGGGAAAUACUUUGGGCAUCCCGCUCCUAAGCCGAAAGACUACUCCAUACCUUUCCCCGACAGGUAAAGUUCCCUUAUUUUCUUCAAAAAACUUGAUUGACAGAAGCGAAAAGAAAAUACGAAUAAAGAAGCCAAAAGAGAAAGUGACGAAAAAGCAGAAGCGUCGCCAGCAACUCCGUAAACGUCUGGAUAAGGAGAAAGUUGAAGAGCAGAAAAAGGCUUCGAAAAGCCGCGCAAGCUCAAUCGCUUCUAAAAUUGUUACGAGCGUCAGAUCGAAAAAAACAAAAAGCUCAGAAGUGUCGUCGGCGUCUUCGAAAACCUCUAAAUGGAGAAAGAUCAAAGACGCUUUUAAACGCAAGAAACGGCGAUGACGACGGCUUCUGCUUUUUCGGUACUUUCUUCAUUCUAAAAGUAGAAAUAGCAAACUAUCUAUUUUCAGAAUUCCUGAUGAAGAUAAGGAGAGCUGCAUGGUAG
Messenger RNA from Caenorhabditis auriculariae, 11621 nucleotides. The record is from the annotation of a GenBank genome assembly. Lineage: Eukaryota; Metazoa; Nematoda; Chromadorea; Rhabditida; Rhabditidae.